Messenger RNA from Arabidopsis thaliana (thale cress), 1277 nucleotides. RefSeq names its product DNA ligase-like protein, putative (DUF1645). NCBI's taxonomy places the organism in Eukaryota, Viridiplantae, Streptophyta, Magnoliopsida, Brassicales, Brassicaceae. The transcript has a single exon. Bases 161 to 979 code for a protein of 272 amino acids. The record is from RefSeq and is marked reviewed.
UGGGAAGCUAAAAUAUCCAACCAUAUAUAAAAGAGAGCAAAGCUUCACCUAUUUUUAUCAAACCUCAACAAAAAUACUCUCUCUUAUUUCAGACUUUUCAGACAAAAACAGAGAGAAACUUUUUGUGUUUAUGUGUUUUAAGAUCUGAUUGAUAAAAAAGAUGCAAGUUAUUUCUCCUUCGUCUCCGGCGCCGAGAUUCGCCGGAAAAGAGAGAUUUUCAGAAGUUUACGGCGAACUAAACGACGAUUUUGGCUCUAAACUGAAGAUUAGUUCUAAAGAGGAAGAAAACAGAGAUGAUGAUUCAUGGUGGAAUCAGAACGGAACUGAUAAAGAUGAUGAAGGAAGAGAAGAAGAUUUCUCAUUCGCAAGUGUAAACGCAGAUAAUUCACCGAUAACCGCAGAUGAAGCAUUCGAAGACGGUCAGAUCCGACCGGUUUAUCCUCUGUUUAACCGGAAUAUUUUCUUCGAUGAUCCAGAGGAAAAAACUUUACGUUCACCUCUCAAGAAACUCUUCGUUGAAUCCACAACCACAGAAGAAGAAGAAGAAGAGUCAGAUACGGUGGGUCCAUAUUGUUCAUGGACAAAUCGUACGGUGGAGCAAGCAUCACCAGAGACUUGUCGGAAAAGUAACUCAACAGGGUUCUCAAAGCUAUGGAGAUUUAGAGAUCUUGUUUUGAGAAGUAACAGUGAUGGAAAAGAUGCGUUUGUGUUUUUAAGCAACGGCUCUUCAUCUACAUCGUCGACGUCGUCUACGGCGGCGAGAUUGAGUGGUGUGGUGAAGUCGUCGGAGAAAGGGAAAGAGAAAACGAAGACGGAUAAGAAGAAGGAUAAGAUGAGAACGAAAUCGGCACAUGAGAAAUUGUAUAUGAGAAACAGAGCAAUGAGAGAAGAAGGGAAACGAAGAUCGUAUCUUCCGUAUAAACAUGUUGGGUUCUUCACUAAUGUUAAUGGUUUAACCAGAAAUGUUCAUCCCUAUUGAUUAAACCGAUCUGUCGUACCAAAAUCUCUACCGACAAAUCUUUGCCUUUUGUAUAUAUCUAACCUUUUUUUUGGUUUCUGUGUAUUAUAAAACCUUCUUUUUGUAAGUAAAAGUGAAACUUUACUUAUUAACUUUUCGUUUGUAUCAUUUGAUUAGUUUUUUUUCUUCUUUGAUGUAAAGUAUUUUUUGAUUUUGAAAGUAGUAGAGAAAAGAUUCAUCGAUCUUUUUUGGAAUUUAAGUUUGUCAAUAAUAUAUUUUGGUAUAUCAAAAUUUGUCCGCACGUUAAUUUUUUUAUUUU